GAAAAGUUCAAGUCGGUGAGCUUUGCUCUGCACUGUCGACUGUUACACAGAAGUUUUCAAUCUCAUCUGAUCGAUAAACCUAGAUGAGACUAUGGGCACUCCAGUGGUAAUUACUAGAGAAGGCAUGGGUUCCAAAUGUAUGUUGUACUUAUCUGAUGAAUGUACCCCUGGCAUUAUCCCAAACAGCACUUUCCCAACCACUUCAUAUUAUUGGGAAAACAGCACCGAUUUUUUUGACUUUCACACGAACACAAUGAACACCCUUAUCCCCAUCAGUAUUACCACUGUCUACUCGCUCAUUUUUGUGGUGGGUACGGUGGGCAACUGCCUAGUUAUGUAUGUGAUCGUCAGACACACCAAGAUGAAGACAGCUACCAAUAUUUAUAUUUUUAAUCUUGCCGCAGCAGAUGCUCUAGCGACAAGCACAAUGCCUUUCCAGAGUGCUGAUUAUUUGUUGGGAUCUUGGCCAUUUGGAGAUACAUUGUGUAAAAUAGUUGUCUCCAUUGAUUAUUACAAUAUGUUUACGAGUAUUUUCACAUUGACAAUGAUGAGUGUUGACCGAUAUAUUGCUGUGUGCCAUCCAGUGAAGGCAUUGGAUUUCCGUACCCCUUUGAAGGCAAAAGUGAUAAACGUUUGCAUCUGGAUCCUCGCCUCAGUUAUUGGCAUACCUGUUACAGUGCUGGGGGGCACUGGGACAAGGAAUGGUAGUGUCGAAUGUGAGUUGAAAUUCCCACAACCCUACUGGUACUGGGACACCAUACUGAAAAUCUGUGUUUUUAUCUUUGCCUUUGUUAUCCCUGUUCUCAUCAUCUCUGCAUGCUACAGCCUGAUGAUUCUGCGUUUAAAGAGUGUGAGGCUACUUUCUGGUUCCAGAGAAAAAGACAGAAACUUGCGUCGAAUCACACAUAUGGUCCUCAUUGUUGUAGCAGUUUUCAUCAUCUGUUGGACUCCCAUUCACAUUUUUGUAUUAGUCAAAGCUUUGACAGAUGUGCCUGAAACUACAGUAGUAUCUGCCUGCUAUUAUUUCUCGGUAGCACUUGGUUAUACCAAUAGCAGCCUUAAUCCCAUUCUCUAUGCUUUUCUGGAUGAAAAUUUUAAAAGGUGCUUCAAAGAUUUUUGCUGUUCCUCGGGGAUGAAGCUCGAGUUGCAGACCAGCAGCAGAGUAAGGAAUACCACACAUAAUACAUUGUUCCGCAAUAGUGUAGGGAAUGCACACCGGGAAGUAUGA
Molecule: messenger RNA, 1228 nt
Organism: Rhincodon typus (whale shark)
Lineage: Eukaryota; Metazoa; Chordata; Chondrichthyes; Orectolobiformes; Rhincodontidae
Gene: oprk1
Product: opioid receptor, kappa 1
Exons: 4
Coding region: 92-1228 (378 amino acids)
Biological process (GO): sensory perception of pain; G protein-coupled opioid receptor signaling pathway; neuropeptide signaling pathway
Cellular component (GO): neuron projection; membrane
Molecular function (GO): dynorphin receptor activity; neuropeptide binding
Source: RefSeq, a predicted model, not a curated record